AUGUAUAGAGACAGACAAUUUCAGAACACGAGUCUGGAUGAUUUGGAAGAUAGUGAAGACAUUGAUAGUGCUUCCAGAAUCUUGCAAAAUUUCAGAAAAAAAAAUGCAAGAGUGUUUAAUAAAUUAUUUCAUAUGCCAUCGGCAAAGGAUGCAGGACCAGAUAAAAAUCAGUCGUAUGGAUUACGUUUUGUCAGCAUGUCAGAAGAUACUGACAAAGGGAUGUUAGCAAAUGAUAAAUCAGACGAAGAAAAUAGAUUGUCGGGAACAAAUAAUGGUAAUACUUCUAAAGAAAUUCAGAUUCCUGAAACACAAGAAGGAGACAAACAACAAGAAGACAGAAAUAAUGUUACUCCCUUUCUUGUGAGAGCACUUUCGCCGCAUACCAUAAAUCAGAAGAGUUUAAAUGAACUCAAUGAAGAAAAAAUUGUUCCAGAAAAAUCAAGUACAUGUCGCUCAUUAUUUUCAUCAGAUUCUUCGAAAUCUAUUCCUCUUCCAACAUUCAAUGUUAUUUCCUCAACACCAAUGCGGAGAAUUAGGAAGAGUUUUUGUGGGAAUUUGUUUGGAACAGAAACACCCAUCGCGAAACAUGCAAAUGAUAAUCAAGCGAUACGAAACAAAUCUGAUGAAAUUAUUCGAACUCCAACUGUAACAUCAAUUGCAAAUAUCGAGCAAGAUUUGAGACAGCAAUAUCAAAAUCAUCCUAUUGAAGAAAAUACUAAAGCAAACAAUAAAACAUCUCAAGAAGUGACAGAAGCAAAUACAUCAAGCUCUCGAAUUGAAAUUGAAGAAAUCACAGAUGUUUGUGAGCCAGUCAGACCUCAAAAUACGACUGAUAUGAAUCAAAUUCGAAUGGUAGAAACUCCUUUAGUGAGACCAAAUAAACAAAUCAAUGUUAAAUCUGCCAAACAAAAUGAUGCCUUAAGACAAGCACAAGUAACAAGUGAUGAAAGUGGCAUAACGACUCCUGCUAAUAUUAGAGAAUGUUCAAUACAAAUUGAAACAAUCACCACUCAAGAGUAUCAAAGUGUGAUGAACAUUCCAAGAAGUUGUGCAAAUGUAGUAGUCGAGAGAAUUGCAGGAAACAAAAGCCCCAAUGGAAAUAACAAAAAUGUGAAUAAUCAUGUGGGAGAUUUAGCAAAAGCAGAUGCAAAUUUAAAGAAUGCUAAUGCUAAUGACAGUUUAUCCAAAACUGUUCCUGGGGAAGUAGUUCAAUCGUUUCGUAAUCUUCGAAAGCGCUCAGCUAACGAAGCUACUAUUUCUCUUGACAAUUCCAAUCAAAAUCCAAAAUUAUCGAUGAAAAUUUCUGCUCCGUCAAGAAAACGAAAGAUCUGCAAGAUAAAUGAAACAACAAAGUCCUACAUAAACUUGACAAAUGACAGAAAGAAGAAAAGUUCAAAAGCACAAGUUCGAAUUUCUAGAACAAGACAACUAUAUGCCGAUGUCAGUUAUUCACAAGAACAAAUUGUUUCUCAAGAAGAAAAUUUGAACAGCAGCCCUGAAGAAAUUGAGAGUGAAGAAAUCAUUACAAAUCCCAAUCAUCAACCAUCUCUUACAACUAAUAAAAACACUACGAUUGAUGCAGACCAUGUAUCAAAUCAACAGCAAUCUAUUGAGGAUGAGACAAACAAUUUACAGGAAAAAGAACAAUUCACAAUUACAAAAACAUCAAGUGCUAAAGUUUCAAAGGAAAAAAGUAAGGGAAAAAGUUCAAAGACAGAAACGAAAUCCUCAAAAACAAGAAAAGAAAGAUCAAAAAGACAAAAACAUAUUUCAAUGGAAGAAAAUGAUGAGAAUAUGCAUGAAGAUGAAAAUAAAUGCAAUAACAUUCGAUAUGAUCCUUAUAAAAUGGGAUGUACUAGGCUGGGAUUAAGACCAAGACGAUAUGCAAGACCUUAUUGGACAACCGAUAAGGACAUUUAUAUUACUUAUACUGAUUUUAGCGUCAAGCAAUUGAAAGCUGAACAGAUGCUUAGACGCGAAAUGGGGAAGGAUCAUGUCAGUCAGAAGCAAAUAUUUCAUUCAGAUUAUCAUAAUUUUUUGAAACCAACGGACAAAUUAAAGAUGUAUAAAGAAUCUAAGCAUUCUAUCAAAAAAAGAACAAAAACAUUUCAAAAGACUUUGGGUUCGAAAGCAAACUCAACUGUUUCUUCAAAGAUUUCAACAACAUCAACAUCUGCAACAUCAGGAUCAUCUGUAAAGUCGAGUUCGUUGUUGAGCAUUUUAAAUGCAGAAACCACUGUUCAACCAAGUAGUCAGAGAAAUAUUCCACAUUUUAUGCUUUCUGAGCAUUUCGAUAUGGCUGAUGUGUCAAAUUUGAAAUUUAGAGAUUGUGGAAAUGGACUUUACUUUGGUUCCUACAUUAAAAAUAAAAAUGAUGGAAUCAUUAAACUUAUUUCUGGUGGACAUAAACCAAAAGCUCGUUCAAAAACAUCAUUCCUGAAAUUUUUGGUUCUUCAUGGGAAAGUUGAGUUUAAAAUAGAAAACGAGAUUGUUAUGUUGGGUGAAUACGGCUACUUAAACAUCAAGCCAGGCAGUUACUAUGAGAUAAGAAACAAUAGUGACGAUGUUGCUGUCGUAUCAUUCGUAAGAAUUGAACGGCAGUAUUCAGUGAUUGAAGACGCAGAUUGA
Molecule: messenger RNA, 2628 nt
Organism: Clunio marinus
Lineage: Eukaryota; Metazoa; Arthropoda; Insecta; Diptera; Chironomidae
Source: the annotation of a GenBank genome assembly